GGAGUCUCCUCCUGCUAGAAAAAAGCCAUCACACUCAUCUUCAUCAUCCUCAUCUUCUUCAAGAUCUUCUUCUCAUUCUUCUCAGUCUCCUGUUAAAGAUGACCCAAGAAAGAAAAGGAUCAAUUCAGUAGAAAAUGAGAAAAGUAGCAAGGACAAAGUUCCUCCAGUGAAAGAAAAAGAGUCGCCUCCUAUAGAAAUAGUCCCAAAGAAAGACUCUGUUCAAAAUAAACGUCACUACCGGACUCAUAGUGACCAGGAGUCAAGCAGUUCAGAAGAUGAAUCCCCAAUCAGGAAAGCAGUUGGUGGAAAGGUUAAGAAAAAAGAUGAUGAAACCAAGAGAAGGAAAAGGUCUUCAUCUUCCUCUUCAAAUUCUUCUUCACGCUCACAGUCUCAUUCUCCAGAUCCUGGAAGAAGAGGGCGCUCUAGUUCUUCACCAAAAGGGAGAAGGGAAUCUUCUCCAAGGCACAGACGUCCUCCUAUUAGAACACAGUCACAGUUUUCUCAACGAAGACGAUCACCUACUCCUGAUCGUUCUCGCCGACGAUCGUCACCAGAAAGAAAUAGGCCUAGAUCCCGUUCUACUGAUAGGAGACCAAUAUCCCCUGUACACAGAGACUUGGAGAAGCUGCGUGAACGCAUGAGAGAAAGAGAAAGAGCUGAAAGAGAGAGAGCAAGAGAAUUGGCAGAAAGAGAACGAGCAGAGAGAGCUAGAGAGAGAGAACGAGCAGAAAGAGCUAGAGAAAGAGAACGAGCUAGAGAGAGAGAGAGAGCAGAAAGAGCAAGAGAAAGAGAACGGGCAGAAAGAGAAGCAAGAGAAAGGGAAAGAUUAAGAGAACGAGCACUAGAGAGAGAAGCAGAAAGAGAGAGAAGUCGUCGUAGGGAGUUCUCUCCCCAAGAAAGAAGAAUGCCAAAUUCACCUGGAGAAAGACGAAGACAACGCUCAGUGUCUCCAGUUCAUCCGAAAAGACAUUUCUCAUCCUCUGAGGAAGAUAAACGGCGGCGCCAGGAUUCCUCUUCACCAGAAGUUAAUCAAUUUAGAAGAGCUGGAUCUAGUCCUAGAAAUCGUAGAAGAUCACCAUCUCCUCAGAACUGGCAAACAAAUAACAGAAAAGAACAAUCUCCUUCUCCUGUUCUUCAAAAAAAUAGGGAUUCAUCAGGGUCGCCUAAACCAGUAAAAAAGCAAUUACAAAAAGUGAGAUCUCCAUCUUCGUCAUCAGCCUCUCCAUCACCCCCUCCUGUCAAGAAAAGAAAGAAAGCUUCACCAUCUGUAUCACCAUCACCAGAAAGACCUAAGAAGCGACAGCGAUCUGUCUCAAACUCAGCUUCACCCCGUAGGAAGCGGAAUGCUGAGCCUGAUGAGGAGGAAGAGGAAGGUGAGGUUAAACCCAUCAUGAAGGAAAGACAGCCAGCUGUUGAAAGUUCUGAAAAGGAGUCUGAAGAAGAGCGUGUGAAAAAGAAGAAGAAAAAGCACAAGAAGCACAAAAAACACAAAAAACAUAAGAAACACAAGAAAAGCAAGAAAGAAGAGGCACCGAGGCAGGGCUCUGAAUCGGGGGACGAGAACUUGGAAGAUCUAGAGAGGAAACUGAGAGAAAAAGCACUGCAGUCAAUGUCCAAGGUACAGGAACUAGAAGUCCAUGAACCUGAGUAAGCAACCAUUUCUGUAUGUAUUGGUUUUCUUGUGAACAGCUACGCUUUUCACCCACUGUCUGGGAUCUUAACAUUUACUUCUCAUUAGGUUUUUACUGAGGUGAUUUGAACAUGUUACUCUUGAUCAUUGAUUUGUGGAUGUAAAUCCUGAUGAAAUAAAGUAGUUUAUGUUGGAAA
This is a messenger RNA of Limulus polyphemus (Atlantic horseshoe crab), 1827 nucleotides long. Its product is annotated as serine/arginine repetitive matrix protein 1-like. The record is from RefSeq and is a predicted model, not a curated record. Bases 638 to 1651 code for a protein of 337 amino acids. Lineage: Eukaryota; Metazoa; Arthropoda; Merostomata; Xiphosura; Limulidae. The transcript is spliced from 10 exons.